Messenger RNA from Oryza brachyantha (malo sina), 1463 nucleotides. RefSeq names its product signal peptide peptidase 1. Lineage: Eukaryota; Viridiplantae; Streptophyta; Magnoliopsida; Poales; Poaceae. The record is from RefSeq and is a predicted model, not a curated record. The transcript has 12 exons. Gene Ontology annotation, molecular function: aspartic endopeptidase activity, intramembrane cleaving. Gene Ontology annotation, cellular component: membrane; lumenal side of endoplasmic reticulum membrane; cytoplasmic side of endoplasmic reticulum membrane. Gene Ontology annotation, biological process: membrane protein proteolysis. Bases 122 to 1153 code for a protein of 343 amino acids.
GGGAGGCGAGACCGGAUCUAUUCGUCCAUCCAUCCACCCUAGCGGGGACAGAACUGUGAAGCACCUGGCAUUCACUUGGAAAUUUCAGAGCUAAUCUUCCUGGCUGAUUGUUUCCGUGACAAUGAAGACACACGAGAGAGCUGCUAAUUUGGCUCUUGCAGGUUUGAGCUUGGCGCCCCUCGUGGUUAAUGUAAACCCAAACUUGAAUGUGAUAUUGACAGCAUGUCUAACCGUCUAUGUGGGCUGUUACCGUUCUGUCAAGCCAACUCCUCCCUCUGAGACAAUGUCCAAGGAGCAUGCUAUGCGAUUCCCUUUGGUGGGAAGUGCUAUGCUUCUGUCCCUGUUCCUCUUAUUCAAGUUUCUCUCAAAAGACUUGGUCAAUGCUGUUCUCACUGCCUACUUUUUCAUUCUUGGCAUUGCCGCUCUCUGUGCAACAUUGUUGCCUUCCAUGAAACGGUUCCUUCCAAAGGAAUGGAAUGAUAAUGACAUCGUUUGGCGUGCUCCAUUUAUCCACUCGCUCUCAGUGGAGUUUACCAAGUCCCAAGUUGUUGCAUCAAUCCCUGGAUUUUUCUUUUGCGUAUGGUAUGCUGCGAAGAAGCAUUGGCUAGCAAACAAUGUUUUGGGGAUUGCUUUCUGCAUUCAGGGAAUUGAGAUGCUAUCACUGGGAUCAUUCAAAACUGGUGCUAUUCUCUUGGCUGGACUCUUUUUCUAUGAUAUUUUCUGGGUUUUCUUCACUCCAGUUAUGGUCAGUGUUGCUAAAUCAUUUGAUGCUCCAAUAAAGCUUCUAUUUCCAACAGGAGAUGCUGCACGCCCGUUCUCUAUGCUUGGUCUUGGUGACAUUGUAAUACCUGGUAUAUUUGUUGCGCUAGCACUGCGUUUUGAUGUUUCAAGAGGAAUUAAGAACCGUUACUUUAAUAGUGCAUAUCUGGGUUAUACUGUGGGCUUGACGGUGACAAUAAUUGUGAUGAACUGGUUUCAAGCUGCACAGCCUGCUCUCUUGUACAUUGUCCCUGGUGUGAUUGGUUUUGUUGCUGUUCACUGUUUGUGGAAUGGAGAAGUAAAGCCACUCCUGGAGUACAACGAGUCAAAGGCGGAAGAGGAAGAAGCUGUUGAAGAAGACACUGACACCAAACAAAACAAAAAAGACGAGUAGCGCUCUAACAGCAUUUCAUAUCUUGAGGACAAGAAAAGACAGACAGAAAUUUCAUGUAAGGUCAUCGGCAUUUAAGUAGGCUGGAUGACCUCUCGGAUACCAGCUCACUUAAGAACUUAGAAAUGAUUGGAGCUAUAGAACCUUUUUGUUCUCAGAAUUGUUUGGUCUGGUCAGUAGAAGAGGAGUAGAUUCUAAGAGGCAAUGGCAAUAUGAUCCAGUGACUUGACUUCCUCUACCUCCUUUUGCUUUAGUACUGACUGAUUUAUAACGGUACUAAGGAAAAAGUUACCUGAAUUUUUGGUAUGGCAGA